GAAUGUUGUCGGGACUCCCGCUCCAAUGCCAUCAUCGGAUCCGUGCACUGCUCCAUAAUUACACUUUCGAUUUUCCUCCGUUCCUAACUUCCAUCGUUCUUCCAUUUCCCCGCUUCUCAAAAUACACGGAGAAGAGGGAAAAAAGCCCUAAUUUUUUCUCAUUUCCCCCCUAAAAUCGAAACCCUAGCCUUAGCUUCGUCUCUCGUGCUUUAAUAAUCGUUCACUUGAGCUCGGCGAUGGCGGUCGGAGUUUCUUUGCAGCUGCCGCCCCAAGAAUUCGGUGUUAUAAGGAAUUAUGGUGGCCGAUCUAAGCAAUUCAAGAGCUCGGAAAUGAGGAGCUGGUGCCAUUCCCACUUGCCGAGCUUUUCUUUAUCAUCUUCGCGCGCUUUGCGACAAGACAUUUGGAUUCUCCAUGUAUCAGAUAGGAUAUACAGGCCACGGCAACGUGCCUCAUCUAGAUACAACCUUUUCACAUGUCAUUGUUUUGUCAUGCCAAGCUUUUCAGAUGCGCUACCUCUUUUGAAGAACACCGCCUUGGCUUUGUCUAGGUCUUAUAAUGUCUUGAAGGAAGGUACUUUUUUGAGUGGAUCUUAUAUUGUCAUAAAGGAAAGUCCUCUUGUGAUGCGAUUAGCCCCAGCAAUUGGGAUCCUUGCUUUUGCAGUGUGGGGUCUGGGACCACUUAUUCGUCACAGCAGAAGUUUGUUUUUUCAUCGCAAUGAUGCAAACUGGAACAAGAGUAAAACACACUAUGUAUUUACGUCAUACCUUCAGCCACUGCUGCUUUGGACUGGAGCGACACUAGUAUGCAGGGCGCUGGACCCUGUAGUUUUACCUUCAGCAACAAGCCAAACUGUUAAGAGGCGCCUUUUGAACUUUGUACAAUCACUGUCAACUGUACUGGCCUUUGCAUAUUGUUUAACAAGCUUGAUUCAGCAAACACAAAAAUUCUUCAUGGAGAAGAGCAGCUCAGAUGAUACCAGAAAUAUGGGUUUCCAAUUUGCUGGUAAAGCUGUGUACUCUGCAGUUUGGAUUGCGGCAGUUUCUUUGUUCAUGGAGUUACUGGGGUUUUCAACCCAGAAAUGGGUCACUGCUGGAGGUCUUGGGACGGUGCUGCUGACCCUUGCUGGUCGUGAGAUAUUCACAAACUUUCUGUCGAGUAUUAUGAUUCAUGCCACACGCCCAUUUGUUCCAAAUGAAUGGAUUCAAGCUAAAAUUGAGGGAUAUGAGGUGUCUGGAAUUGUCGAGCAUGUUGGUUGGUGGUCUCCAACGGUUAUAAGGGGUGACGAUCGUGAAGCAAUCCAUAUACCUAACCACAAAUUCACAGUUAAUGUUGUGAGGAAUCUUACUCAGAGGACUCACUGGCGUAUUAAGACUCAUCUUGCUAUCAGCCAUUUGGAUGUUAACAAAAUUAAUAACAUAGUUGCAGAUAUGCGUAAAGUUUUAGCAAAAAAUCCUCAGAUAGAACAGCAGAGACUUCACAGAAGAGUAUUUCUGGAGAAUAUCAACCCAGAAAAUCAAGCUCUUUUGAUUCUGAUAUCCUGUUUUGUGAAGACUUCUCAUUUUGAGGAGUAUCUCUGUGUCAAGGAAGCCGUUUUGCUGGACUUACUCAGAGUAAUUAGCCAUCACCGAGCCAGGCUUGCUACGCCAAUUCGUACGGUGCAAAAAGUUUACAGUGAUUCUGAUAUGGAUAACAUCCCCUUCUCAGAGACCAUCUUCACCCGUGGUGGCCGAGCUGUCAACCGUCCAUUACUUCUACUAGAGCCUCCUCAGCGUAUCAACGGCGAUAACAAAGCGAAAGUACAAACUACACCUCGACCAAAUGAAGAACAAGCCACAAAAAAUACUGUAGCAUCAGAACCAAAUCCUACUACACUAACCGAUGCAACAAUACAGAAUGAUUCUGAGAAACAGCAACAAAAUAAGACAAAAUCAGUAGAGAAACCCCAAGGGUCAUCAUCAAAUUCAACCUCCAAGCCUCAGGUUGAAUACAAUGAGAAGCCUCCUGUGGCGGAAACCAUAACUAAACCACUGGAAGUUGUGGUUCAUCCUACGGUAAAGACUGAGAGACCAGCUUCUUCAUCUUCAGUGCCAAAGACAGCUUUUCAGGAGAACAUUGUUCUUAAUGUAGCCCUAGAGGGCUCGAAAAGGACUCUACCAAUUGAAGAAGGAAUGGGACCUGAUCCUUCACCUUUAGAAGCAAAUGAAAUGGCUGCUAGUUGUAGCAAAAAUGGCCCCCUUCCUUCUGACGGUAAAGAUAAUAAAGCUCAAAUGCCGCCAACAGAGAAAGGAGACCAGGAGAGGUAACCAUCAGUAAACAGUCUCUUGUUUGUGACAACUGCUAACGAAGGCCGUGUUUUUGUGAGGCUAUUUUGAUGCAGUUUGGUCCUGUUGCCAUUUUACUGAGGUCUGUCGUGAUUUUUUUCACAGUGUAUAGUACACAUUGAUACGUAUCUCUGGUGAUUUCAGAGCUCUUACAUUGUCACAGAUGUGAUGUACAACAUCAUCAUCUCAGUUUAAGCUUCAUAUUCAGCGGUAGUAAAAACUAAUGCUGUUGACCAGUUCAUGAUUCUUUGCCUGAUAGUUGGUAGAUAAUUCCGGCAUCUUCAACC
Messenger RNA from Asparagus officinalis (garden asparagus), 2608 nucleotides. Its product is annotated as mechanosensitive ion channel protein 2, chloroplastic-like. Gene Ontology annotation, biological process: transmembrane transport. The coding region runs from base 237 to 2303 and encodes 688 amino acids. The record is from RefSeq and is a predicted model, not a curated record. The transcript has 13 exons. Lineage: Eukaryota; Viridiplantae; Streptophyta; Magnoliopsida; Asparagales; Asparagaceae. Gene Ontology annotation, cellular component: membrane.